CAAUGUUGUCACAGCACCACCUCUGUUAUUUUUCUAUUUCCUUUUUCCUUUUUUGGGGUUUUCUGGGGGAUGGUGAUAGUUAAAGUUGUCCUAUAAAAGGAUGGGUAGUGUCUGUGCAUUUAACAACAAACAACUGCCCCUACCUCUUAACUCAACUCCUCUUUCUCUCAACUCUUCUUCCUCUUCCAAAUUCUUGAAACAACCACAAUUUCCACCGCUUCUAACUCAGUAUAUUUUUGUUAUAAACUGUGUUUUUGUAGAAUAUGGGAUUAAGUUCAAACAGGGUAGAAGAUUUAUCAGGCCAUGCAUGCAAUGAAACAAUUGUCACAAUCUCUACUACUACUACUACUACAGAAUUACAAAUAUCAAGUAAUCCACCAUUUGAAGUACACAGAGUUUGCUUACCACCACACAAAACCACCCUUCAAAAACUUAGGCAAAGGUUGUUGGAAGUAUUUUUCCCAGAUGAUCCACUGCACAAAUUCAAGAACCAAACAUGGUUAAUGAAGUUGGUUUUGGGUCUUCAGUUUUUCUUCCCUGUUUUUGAGUGGGGUCCUCAGUAUAAUCUUAAACUACUAAGGGCUGAUAUAAUUUCUGGGCUCACAAUUGCUAGCCUUGCUAUCCCACAAGGAAUUAGCUAUGCAAAACUUGCUAAUUUGCCACCUAUUGUUGGCUUAUAUUCAAGCUUUGUGCCACCAUUGAUCUAUUCAGUUUUGGGGAGUUCGAAACACUUAGCAGUUGGUCCGGUCUCGAUAGCUUCACUUGUUAUGGGCACAAUGCUGAGUGAAGCAGUUUCUUACACUGAAGAGCCUGUUCUUUACCUUCAGUUGGCUUUUACAGCUACCCUUUUUGCCGGACUGUUUCAGGCUUCACUAGGGUUUUUCAGGUUAGGAUUUAUCAUUGAUUUUCUGUCGAAGGCGACUUUGGUUGGCUUCAUGGCUGGUGCAGCAGUCAUUGUUUCAUUGCAACAACUGAAAGGGUUGUUAGGGAUAGUCCACUUCACAAGCCAGAUGCAAAUAAUUCCUGUUUUGUCUUCUGUUUUCCAGCACAAAGAUGAAUGGUCUUGGCAAACCAUUGUUAUGGGUGUCUGUUUUCUCGCCUUCCUACUGACCACUCGGCAAAUUAGCACCAGGAACCCAAAACUUUUCUGGCUUUCAGCAGCAUCUCCGUUGGCCUCGGUUAUUCUCUCAACUCUGGUAGUCGCGCUCCUUAAGUCGAAUGCUCAUGGCAUUCAAACUAUUGGACACCUGCAAAAGGGUCUAAAUCCACCCUCAUUGAACAUGUUAUAUCUAAGUGGUCCUUAUCUGCCUCUUGCCAUCAAAACUGGCAUUGUUUCCGGAAUCUUAGCGCUAACAGAAGGGAUUGCAGUAGGAAGAACAUUUGCUGCUUUAAGGAAUUACCAAAUUGACGGCAACAAAGAAAUGAUGGCGAUUGGACUUAUGAACAUGGCUGGCUCUUGUUCUUCGUGCUAUGUUACAACAGGGUCAUUUUCUCGAUCAGCAGUAAAUUACAACGCUGGGGCACAAACAGUCUUUUCAAACAUAAUAAUGGCAACAGCUGUGCUAAUCACUUUGUUAUUUCUAAUGCCACUGUUCUAUUACACCCCCAUUGUCAUCUUGGCUGCAAUUAUUAUA
Molecule: messenger RNA, 1634 nt
Organism: Nicotiana tabacum (common tobacco)
Lineage: Eukaryota; Viridiplantae; Streptophyta; Magnoliopsida; Solanales; Solanaceae
Source: RefSeq, a predicted model, not a curated record